Mustela lutreola (European mink) is the source of this 2448-nucleotide messenger RNA. RefSeq names its product CDK5 regulatory subunit associated protein 1 like 1 (gene CDKAL1). The coding region runs from base 105 to 1721 and encodes 538 amino acids. The transcript is spliced from 15 exons. NCBI's taxonomy places the organism in Eukaryota, Metazoa, Chordata, Mammalia, Carnivora, Mustelidae. Gene Ontology annotation, biological process: tRNA methylthiolation. Gene Ontology annotation, cellular component: endoplasmic reticulum. The record is from RefSeq and is a predicted model, not a curated record. Gene Ontology annotation, molecular function: 4 iron, 4 sulfur cluster binding; tRNA (N(6)-L-threonylcarbamoyladenosine(37)-C(2))-methylthiotransferase activity.
UAGACGUGGCGGGACGUCUGUGUCAUGGCGAGCUCCAUCUGAAGUGUGUUCCGUAUCCGCAGAACAGCGUGUGCUUCCCUCUCUUUGGGCUGAUAAUAGAGAAGAUGCCUUCUGCGUCCUGCGACAUACUACUGGAUGACAUAGAAGAUAUUGUGUCCCAGGGAGAUUUAAAGCCACAAGAUAGGCAUUCUGCACGAAAGCAUGUGGUUCCAAAGGCACGAAAGCGAAACACCCAAAAAUACUUGCAAGAGGAAAACAGUCCACCAAGUGAUAGCACCAUUCCAGGCAUACAGAAAAUUUGGUUGCGAACAUGGGGUUGUUCUCAUAAUAAUUCAGAUGGAGAAUAUAUGGCUGGACAACUGGCUGCUUAUGGAUAUGAAAUUACAGAAAAUGCAUCAGACGCAGAUUUAUGGCUCCUGAAUAGUUGUACUGUAAAAAACCCAGCUGAAGACCACUUUAGAAACUCAAUUAAAAAAGCUCAAGAGGAGAACAAGAAGAUAGUGCUAGCUGGAUGUGUUCCUCAAGCCCAGCCUCGGCAGGACUACCUUAAAGGACUGAGCAUCAUAGGGGUUCAACAGAUAGAUCGAGUCGUAGAAGUUGUGGAGGAAACGAUUAAAGGUCACUCUGUGAGACUGCUGGGUCAGAAAAAGGACAAUGGAAAGCGCCUCGGGGGGGCACGAUUGGAUUUGCCGAAGAUCAGGAAGAAUCCGCUGAUAGAAAUCAUUUCCAUCAAUACCGGGUGCCUCAAUGCUUGUACCUACUGCAAAACUAAACACGCCAGAGGAAAUUUGGCCAGUUACCCGAUAGAAGAACUAGUAGAAAGAGCCAAACAGUCUUUUCAAGAGGGCGUUUGUGAGAUAUGGUUGACCAGCGAAGACACGGGGGCUUACGGCAGAGACAUUGGCACCAAUCUCCCCGCACUGCUGUGGAAACUGGUUGAAGUGAUCCCUGAGGGAGCGAUGCUGAGGCUUGGCAUGACAAACCCACCCUAUAUUUUAGAGCAUCUGGAGGAAAUGGCAAAAAUCCUUAAUCAUCCCCGAGUCUACGCUUUCCUGCACAUCCCGGUCCAGUCUGCCUCUGACACUGUACUCAUGGAAAUGAAGAGAGAAUACUGCGUGGCUGACUUCAAAAGAGUCGUGGAUUUCCUGAAAGAGAAAGUUCCUGGAAUAACUCUGGCCACAGAUAUUAUCUGUGGUUUUCCUGGAGAAACAGAUCAAGAUUUUCAAGAAACAGUGAAGCUUGUGGAAGAGUACAGAUUUCCAAGCCUCUUUAUUAACCAGUUUUACCCAAGACCAGGAACUCCUGCUGCGAAAAUGGCACAAGUUCCAGCCCAAGUGAAAAAACAGAGAACGAAAGACCUUUCCCGGGUGUUCCAUUCUUAUAGUCCGUACGAUCACAAGAUUGGCGAAAGACAACAAGUGUUAGUGACCGAAGAGUCUUUUGAUUCCAAGUUUUACGUUGCCCACAAUCGAUUCUACGAGCAGGUCUUAGUGCCAAAGAACCCCACAUUCAUGGGGAAAAUGAUCGAAGUGGACAUUUACGAAUCAGGGAAACACUUCAUGAAAGGGCAGCCAGUAUCAGACGCCAAAGUAUACACGCCAUCCAUCAGCAAACCAUUAGCAAAGGGACAAGUCUCAGGUUUAACAGAGCCUGGAAAACGCAUUGUCAUCUGUUCUACCAACGGACCUUCUCUGCAUGGGACUAUUCCAGAUCCUGGGUGAGAUGAGGGAAAGUCACUUGUGUGUUGGCCCUCCUCGGUUUCUAGGAAGGGGCAAGGCCACACGCAUGAAGCCAAAGGGUUAGGACUUUCGAGGGAAAAUCAGGCCAGGCUUCCAUCACCGUUUGUGACUUCCUGUAUGUCAGGACUGAACGUGGCUUUACACUUCAUUACUGGUCAGCUUUUAAAGAUAACACCAGGCUCAGGGUCAAAAAGCCUUCUUCAGUCAGUGUGUCCUGAUAUUAGAAAUGUUUUUGCUGAUGACACAAGCCAAAAUAAAUUAAGCAGGAGGAGAACAGCUUGUCACACUUUUAUAGAGUAGAGAAGUGGGUAGAGGUUGUAACCAUGUCUCAGACUCGUUGAGCUCUUUGAGCACCGGUAAAGGUUCUGGAACUCUUGAAUGACAGAACCAGCAUACUUCCUCCAUGGAUGAAGCAUGACCUUGGGGUCUGACAGACCUGAGUUUGCAUCUGGACUUGCCAGUUUCCCCUAACUAUGCAACUGCCAAGCUUCCUUUCGUCUUCAUUUCAAUGGGAAGACUAAUGUCUCGCCUGUAGGGUCAUUGAAAGGAGUCCCUUUGGUAGUGUCUGUAAGCCACCUGAUACUGUUCCUGGGGCAUAGCAAUCAGCUUCCAAAGGGUCGUUUCCCCUUUCCCAUAAAUCUAGUUGCAUCUAGAAAGAGCAAACCCUGAAGAUGACCUGGUACUAAUCAUUGUCGUUGUGUUUCGUUGU